AAAAAAAACCAACACAUUUUGGUAGUUGAAACCAAAGUUUCCACCCAACCGGAAAAAAUUUCGUGGUUUCCUCGAAAUUUCCCAAGUUUCAACCGAAAUUUAGGUCUUCGCAAGGCUCGAAACCCAAUACCUUGAACCUUGUAUACUACAACAACAACAACCAUAACCUUCUCCCAACUAAAUGGGUCGACUAUAUGGAUCCAAUAGGGUCUAAAAUAGUAAUAGAAAUAAGAAUAAAAAGAAGUAACAAAAAGGUAGUAAAAUGAGAUAAAAUGAUGUAAAAGAAGAAAAAGCAGUAGUCAAAGCAGCAUCAUAGGAACAUUCCUUACAAGUGGUCGGCAACAUGGGUCCUUGUGCAACUGAAAAAGUGGGUUGUUUUCCAUUCGGUGUUAGUGUAGGAUCAAUCGUAUUACGCUAUGUGCAUCUUCUGUAUUCGAUGUGUUGGUAGCAAUUGAUGGUUAUUUUGAGAAAUUGGAAUAAUGUAUGCCCUUAUGUUCAGCCCAUAAAAUUCAAGUUGCUGACAAGAACUAUUGGAUGUCAUCAGGGGCAUGAGUUGACACUGCGUGUCCUCUACAGGUUAUUUAGAGAGGCAGAACAAGACCAUGACUUCUUCUCUUCAACAACUGCUACUUCAGUAUAUGAAACAUUCCUUCUGACUGUGGCUGAAACACUUCGAGACUCAUUUCCUGCCUCAGACAAAUCAUUAACCAGGUUACUCGGUGAAGUUCCUUAUCUGCCAAAGACAGCUUAUAAAUUUUUAGAGUGUUUGUGCUGUCCUGGAAGCAAUGAAAAGGUUGACAAGGAGCUGCAAAGUGGAGAUAGAGUUACUCAAGGCCUCAGUGCUGUAUGGAGCCUGAUUUUAUUGAGACCUCCAAUUCGAGAUACCUGCCUGAAGAUUGCUUUGCAGAGUGCAGUUCACCACUUGGAAGAAGUACGGAUGAAGGCAAUACGUCUGGUGGCGAACAAGCUUUAUCCUCUAUCAUGUAUUGCUCAACAAAUAGAAGAGUUUUCCAAUGAUAUGCUGCUCUCGGUAAUGAAUGGUCCUAAUGUUACGGAGGGAGUAGAUGCUGAUGGAUCAAUUACUGAAGGGCCAAAGGAUUCUGAUUUGGAGAAGCCUGCAAAUGAAGUGGCAGUAAGCAAUGCCACUAAAGAAGUUGCCUCUGAUGGUACAUGUUCUUCAGUCUCGGAGGCACAAAGAUGCAUGUCUCUGUAUUUUGCACUUUGUACAAAGAAGCACUCACUUUUUCGGCGGAUCUUUGUGAUAUAUAAAAGCUUAUCAAAGGCUGUAAAACAGGCUGUCCAUCGGCAUAUUCCAAUUUUAGUUCGCACCAUGGGCUCUUCAUCUGAGCUUCUUGGGAUCAUUUCGGAUCCACCAACUGGAUGCGAGAAUCUUCUAAUACAGGUUUUACAUACACUGACAGAUGGUGCAAUUCCUUCACCAGAACUGAUCUUGACUGUUAGAAAGUUAUAUGAGUCGAAACUAAAGGAUGCAGAGAUUCUCAUUCCGAUAUUACCAUCUUUAUCAAAAGAUGAGGUCUUGUCAAUUUUCCCUGAGCUUAUUAAUCUUCCACCAGAUAAAUUCCAGGCAGUGCUUGCUCGUAUGCUCCAGGGUUCAUCUCAUUUUGGUCCAGCCCUUACACCUGCUGAAGUGUUGAUAGCUAUCCAUGGGAUAGACCCUGAGAGAGAUGGAAUACCUUUAAAGAAGGUCACAGAUGCAUGCAAUGCUUGUUUUGAGCAACGCCAAGUAUUCACCCAACAAGUAAUAGCAAAGGUCUUGAAUCAAUUAGUUGAGCAGAUUCCUCUUCCUUUGUUAUUCAUGCGAACAGUCUUACAAGCAAUUGGUGCUUUUCCAGCCUUGGUAGACUUCAUAAUGGAGAUCCUCUCUCGUCUUGUGAACAAACAGAUAUGGAAAUACCCCAAAUUAUGGGUAGGAUUCUUGAAGUGCACUGCCCUGACAAAGCCUCAGUCUUUCAGUGUUUUGCUUCAGUUACCUGCAGCACAGCUUGAAAAUGCACUGAAUAGAACUCCUGCCCUGAAGGCACCCCUAAUUACUCAUGCUAAUCAACCAAACAUCCGAACCUCACUACCCAGGUCCAUAUUGGUGGUCCUAGGAAUAGCCCAAGAUUCUCAGAGUUCUAGCCAUACACAGAUUGUUCAGCCUCAGACUACAGAUACAAGCAAUUCUGGAGCUGAAGCAGUGACAGAAAAGAAUAAAGAAUCAUCAACUGCCAGCUGAUUUUGGGCUUGACUCGUCAAAUGGGGCGAUGCUGCACCUGCGAAGGCUUUGCAGUAUGACUGCAGGGAUCGGAGAAGGCAAAAUUGUGAAGGAUUUGCAGUUAUGAUGACUUUGGGUAUCAGAGAAGUGAACUGAACACAUGAUGGGUUUGCAAUAUUUAAGGAGCCAGGAUUCAGUUACCAUAAUUUUCCAUCUAUCAACAAAAUCACAGCAGAAUGGAGACAGCCAUUUGAUGCUGGCGGUAACAGGAUUAAUUCACAUGCAAAUCUCUUACCCCUCCUGGAGGCAAUUUGGGAUGAUUCUCAAUGCACCGGAUGGAAUGUGUAAGAAAGAUGUUUGAAUCCUAAAAAUUAAAUUAGAGAUAGAUGGCAGCUUUAUGUGUUGUAAUUAGUGAUAUGGUCCACAUAUGUGCUGGACCGUAGGAUGAUAAAAAGUCUGGCCAAUCCUAUUUGUAACAGGGCAAUUUCACGUCAAAAACUUCAGAAGAAUGGCAAUGACUGUAUAUGUAGCAUUUUUGUGUCAACUGACCCUCCUUUUGCAGAGUAGUGGAAUUUAUUUUUUCCAA
Molecule: messenger RNA, 2801 nt
Organism: Macadamia integrifolia
Lineage: Eukaryota; Viridiplantae; Streptophyta; Magnoliopsida; Proteales; Proteaceae
Product: symplekin-like
Exons: 18
Coding region: 455-2236 (593 amino acids)
Source: RefSeq, a predicted model, not a curated record